AUGUCGACGUGGCAGUUAUUUCCCGAUUCCGGCGACGAUGGUUUCCGGUGGGAUGUCGCUGGCCGGAUUAUUCGGUCUGCUGACUCCGACUCUACGCACGAAUCCACAGCUCCUCUACCUUCCAUGGCCGAUCUCUUGCUCCAAGGAUGCUCGAAGCUUAUAGAAAAACGAGAAGAAUCAAUUCCAAUGUUCACGACUGGGCUUGGGAAGUCUGUAGCUCUAAACGAAUCUUCAAUUGCUAGAGCCAAAUCGAUUUUAGCAGAUUCAGAGAACGUUAUCCCCAAAGAGAGUGGGCUUGGUGUUCCCAACGCUUUUUUUCAAACAGCUUCUAAUAAGAAGGUUAAGGUAUCUUCGGCUGCUAUGGAAAGAGCCAAGGCACUGUUAGGACUUGAAGAAGGUGAUUUGAAUGGAGUUAACCACGUGAACCGGUCGUCUUCUUCCCACCAAGAACAUGGGUUUGAUGCUACAGCGGUUCAGCAUCAUUCAGUAACUCCAGACAGUGUUCUUCCCAAGGAGAAUGGGUUUGGUGUUCCCAACACUUUUUUCCAGACAGCUUCUAACAAGAAGGUUAAUGUAUCUUCUGCCGGUUUGGCAAGAGCCAAGGCAUUAUUAGGCCUAGAAGAAGAUGAUUUGAAUGGAUUUAACCACGUGAACCCGUCGUCUUCUUCCCACCUACAACACGGUUUUGAUGCUACAUCCGUUCAGCAUCAUUCAGUAACUCCAGACAGUGUUCAUCCCAAGGAGAGUGGGUUUGGUGAUCCCAACAAUUUUUUUCAGACAGCUUCGAACAAGAAGAUUAAUGUAUCUUCUGCUGGUCUGGCAAGAGCCAAGGCAUUGCUAGGACUAGAAGAAAAUGAUAUGAAUGGAUUUAACCACGUGAACGGGUCUUCUUCUUCCCACCAACAACAUGGAUUUGAUGCUACAGCGGCCCAGCACCAUUCCGUAACUCCAGACAAUGUUUUUCCCAAGGAGAGUGGAUUUGGUGGUGUUCCCAACACUUUUUUUCAGACAGCUUCUAACAAGAAGGUGAAUGUGUCUUCUGCUGGUAUGGCAAGAGCCAAGGCAUUGUUAGGACUAGAAGAAAAUGAUUUGAAUGGAUUUAACCACGUAAACGGGUCUUCUUCUUCCCAUCAACAACCUGGAUUUGAUGCUACAGCAGUUCAGCACCAUUCCGUAACACCAGACAAUGCUCUUCCCAAGGAGAGUGAGUCUGGUGGUGUUUCCAACACUUUUUUUCAGACAGCUUCUAACAAGAAGGUGAACGUAUCUUCUGCUGGUAUGGCAAGAGCCAAGGCAUUGUUAGGACUACAAGAAGAUGAUUUAAAUGGAUUUAACCACGUGAACCGGUCGUCCUCUUCCCACCAAACUCAUGAAAAUUUUGGUGUUACAGCGGUUCAGCAUCAUUCAGUAACUCCAGGAAAUAUACAAUAUGAGGGUCAGAGAUCUGAAAUUAUCACUCCAUCUUCAAAAGGGCCUCAAACAAAGUUUCAGACUGCUGGUGGAAAAUCUUUGUCAGUGUCAACUGAGGCAUUGAAACGCGCCAGAAGCCUUCUUGGAGACCCUGAGUUAGGGACUUUCUUUGAUGAUGUAGCAGCUGGUGAUCAGUUUGUUACACCACAGAAUGAUAAAACGUUAGGUGGUAUUACUUUAAACAAUGGAAGUGCCAACACAGGUUAUAUUACUCAUGAAGGACAGACAAGCAACCAGCAUACAUCAGAUAGUUUUAUAUCUCCUCUUCUUCAGUCAUCUUCAAAGCAAAUUAGAUCAGUCAAACUGCAGGGUCUAGCUUCAGGGGGUAAUUUGAUCAAGAAAUUUGAUGCGGCUGUGGAUGAAACAGACUGUGCUCUGAAUGUUACUAAAAUUGGUACACAUGGACUAUCCAAUGACAGGCAUUUAGCAUCUGAUAAGGCAGUGAAUAGUGCCACGGGAAACGGCUUCAUUCCAAGAGCUAAACAAUUUAGAAGACCAGUUAACCAGCCACUUGUUGAUAUAACAAAUCGCAUUGAUACAGCUUUUGCAAACAAUAAACAAGACAGUACCAAUCAGAAGAAAAGACUGGGAAAGACAGGCUUCGUUUCUCCUUUCAAAAGGCCAAGGAUUUCCUCCUUUCAGACUCCAGUAAAGAAAAACGUUGAGCAUCCUUCAAGUGGUUUGUCUGUUGUACCAUGUGAUACACAUUAUUCCAAAAAGGUGAUGUCUACAAGAUACCCGGAAAGGUCUCCAAGAGUAUAUAUCAAAGAUUAUUUUGGAGUGCAUCCAACAGCUACGACCACGAUGGGUCAUGUGCCAGACCAUAUCAGAAGAGUCAAAUCAAGUAAUGCCGAUAGAUUUGUAUUCCGUGAUGAGUCUUCCUCAAACAUGGUUGGAGCUGAAGCUUUUCUUCAGAUGUUGGCGGAGUCUGGUGCUUCAUCACAACAUGCAUCCAGAAAGUGGGUCACCAAUCACUACAGGUGGAUAGUCUGGAAACUUGCAUGCUACGAGACAUACUACCCAGCCAAGUGCAGAGGAAACUUUCUGACAAUCACCAAUGUUCUCGAGGAACUAAAAUACAGGUACGAGAGAGAGGCCAAUCAUGGCCAUUGCUCUGCAAUCAAGAGGAUUCUGAGUGGUGAGGCUCCAGCUUCUUUAAUGAUGGUGCUCUGCAUAUCAGCUAUUAAUCCAAAGACGAACAAUGAUUCUCAGGAAACAGUUGGUCCUGAUAGUGGCAGCAAUGUGAAAAUAGAACUCACUGAUGGAUGGUAUUCGAUGAAUGCUGCUCUGGAUAUCGUGCUGACUAAACAGCUGAAUGCUGGAAAAUUGUUUGUUGGGCAGAAGCUUCGAAUCCUUGGGGCAGGACUUUCUGGAUGGGCUACCCCAACGUCACCUCUUGAGGCAGUGGUUUCAAAUACGAUCUGUUUGUUGUUGAAUAUUAAUGGGACAUACAGAGCUCAGUGGGCGGACCGACUAGGUUUCUGUAAAGGAGUUAGUGUCCCUCUGGCUCUCAACUGUAUAAAGUUCAAUGGAGGUCCAGUGCCUAAAACCAUAGCUGGAAUCACACGAAUAUACCCUGUCCUAUACAAGGAAAGGUUAGGUGAAAAGAAGUCAAUAGUUCGAUCAGAGAGGAUGGAAAGUAAAAUGAUCCAGCUGCAUAACCAGAGGCGGUCAACUCUUGUUGAGGGUCUUAUCUGUGAGCACCAGAGAGGAAUCAAUGGUGUCCAAAGCCAGAACGACACUGACAGCGAAGAAGGAGCCAAGAUCUUUAAGCUGUUAGAGUCUGUUGCUGAACCUGAACUUCUAAUGGCAGAUAUGACUAGGGAGCAAUUGACAUCUUUCUCCACAUAUAAAUCAAAGUUUGAGGCAGCCAGGCAAAACCAGAUGGAGAAAUCAGUGUCAAAAGCUCUGGAAGUCGCUGGUUUAAAUGAAAGGAAUGUCUCUCCAUUCAUGAGGAUUAGGAUUGUUGGACUGACGAGCUUAACUUAUGAAGGAGAACACAAACCAAAAGAAGGCAUUGUAACAAUAUGGAAUCCCACGGAGAGUCAGAUAAGCGAGUUGACAGAAGGGAAAAUAUACAUAAUGAAAGGGCUUGUGCCAAUGAACACAGAUUCAGAAACACUUUACUUACAUGGCAGAGGAUCUAGCUCAAGAUUUAAGCCUUUAUCUCCAGAAGCUUCUGAAAGUUUUCACCCCUUUUUCAAUCCCCGAAAACCGAUCACUUUGCCAAAUCUUGGUGAAAUCCCUCUUUCAAGUGAAUUUGAUAUCGCGGCGUAUGUUGUACACGUUGGAGAUGCGUACACGGAUGGUCAGCAAAAGAAGCAGUGGGUGUUUGUGACGGAUGGAUCCAUUCAAUAUCCACAUUCACAUUCAGACAAAAUCUCACAUAGUCUUCUUGCUAUAAGCUUCACCACCCCAUCCAUUGAUGACUAUCCCAUUCCAAAUAAUCUUGUUGGAUCCGUGGUAGGAUUUUGCAAUCUAAUAAAAAGAGCAAAGGAUAUGAACAACGAUAUGUGGGUUUGUGAAGCGACAGAGAACUCAGUCUACUUCAUAAACGCAGAAGCUUCUUACUCUUCUCACCUCAAAACCAGCAGUGGCCAUAUCCAAACUUGGGCUAAGCUCUCUUCUUCCCUCCCCGUCAUCCAUCAACUUCGGCGGAGAGUUCUAUUUAUCAUCGGUGCACCAUCAUCAUAA
Microthlaspi erraticum is the source of this 4164-nucleotide messenger RNA. The record is from the annotation of a GenBank genome assembly. NCBI's taxonomy places the organism in Eukaryota, Viridiplantae, Streptophyta, Magnoliopsida, Brassicales, Brassicaceae.